AUGUCUGGAAGAGAGGGGGGGAUGGUGAUGGAGGAGGAGGUGAUGGUGAACAGGAAGGUGGUGCUGAAGCACCAUCUUCCGCCGGACAGAAUGCCCAAGGAGAGCGACAUGGAGCUGGUGGCGACGGACACAGUGCGGUUGAGGGUGCCGUCGGGGUCGACGGCCGUGCUCGUCAAGAACCUCUACCUGUCCUGCGAUCCCUACAUGCGCUCUCGCAUGACGAAGCACGACGAGCCCAGCUACGUCCCCGACUUCGUCCCCGGCACGCCAAUAAGUUCUCAUGGUGUGGGCAAAGUUCUGGAUUCUGGGCAUCCAGAUUUUAAAGUAGGUGAUUAUGUGUGGGGGAUGACGGGUUGGGAAGAGUAUAGCCUCAUUACAUCAACAGAGCACCUCAUCAAGAUCAACCACACUGAUGUACCUCUUUCUUACUAUAUUGGUAUUCUUGGCAUGCCAGGACUCACUGCUUAUGCAGGAUUCUACGAGAUAUGCUCCCCUAAGAAAGGUGAAUAUGUAUUCAUAUCAGCAGCAUCAGGUGCUGUUGGCCAACUUGUGGGGCAAUUCGCGAAGCUAAUGGGCUGUUAUGUAGUUGGAAGUGCCGGCUCUGAUGAAAAGGUCAAUCUACUGAAAAAUAAGUUGGGCUUUCAUGAGGCUUUCAACUAUAAGAAAGAACCAGAUCUGAAUAAAGCUCUGAAAAGGUGUUUCCCAGAGGGUAUCGAUAUCUACUUUGAAAACGUAGGUGGUGCGAUGCUUGAUGCUGUUCUUGCCAACAUGAGACUCAAUGGCCGAAUUGCUGUAUGUGGGAUGAUUUCUCAGUACAACCUCGGAAAGCAUGAUGGUGUGCACAACCUGCUUGCCCUGAUCGCCAAGUGUAUCCGCAUGCAAGGGUUCUUGGUAUCCAACUACUACAAAUGCUACAGAGAGUUUGAGGAGAAAGUAGUGCAGUACAUGAAGGAAGGGAAGAUUGUGUACAUAGAAGACAUAGCUGAAGGACUCGAGAAUGCUCCUUCGGCACUCACAGGCCUUUUUGCCGGUAGAAAUGUCGGCAAACAGUUAAUUGUUGUCGCUCGCGAGUAA
Molecule: messenger RNA, 1074 nt
Organism: Musa acuminata subsp. malaccensis (wild Malaysian banana)
Lineage: Eukaryota; Viridiplantae; Streptophyta; Magnoliopsida; Zingiberales; Musaceae
Product: 2-alkenal reductase (NADP(+)-dependent)-like
Molecular function (GO): 2-alkenal reductase [NAD(P)H] activity
Source: RefSeq, a predicted model, not a curated record